UUUUUUUAAAAUAUGAAUAAACCGAAUGGAAAGACAGUUCUGACCUCACAAGACAAGACCAUCUUCGUCUCCCCAGUGGCGUGACUACUCCAACCUCGACGGCGCCGGCACCAGUCCACUUAACUCUGGAUCUCCCUCUCCUCUUGUGUUCGUUGCCAUCACCCAAGUUCCCAUAGCAUUGGUUACCAAACAUCGUGUUACAACCUUCUCUUACCAAAAAACUGUCAAAGACUUGAAGCUCCCUCCUCCAUUCAGGUUGCAAUUUACACACCAUACGUAAUCGUGAAGUUUACCUGAAAAGCAAUCAUGGAUGUUGAUUCACAGCAAACUAUGGAGGAGACUAUCUUGGUUGGUGAUGAUCUGAUGUCGGGCCCACCCUCACCUGUCAUUCCACCGGAGAUUGCUUCUCAUGUCCUUGAAGGUGUUGAAUUGUGUGACGGGUUAUUGAGAAAUCUAUUCUUGUGUCUGCAAAUCAACGACAUUGAGCCAUUUUGUCAGGACGAGAUUGCAUUGUAUCGAGAGUGUGCUGAAAAUAGGGAUAAAGAAUUGAGGAAACGACUUGGGGAAAGUGAGCACAAGUUGGGUUCAUCAAUGCCUUUGGAUCGAGCAAAUGAAAGGAGUGCUCAGCUUGAAUCAGAGAUCACAUCAUUAGAGAGGCACAUGAUUCUUGCAAGUGGAGCUGAAGGCAUGGAAGGUUUUCGCCAGAGAUGGAGUUUGCACGGCCGUCUUAUGGAUACCAAGAAGAGAUUGGAAUGUUUAAGGAAUGGAAUGGAGAGUAGGAAAGAAGAGAAGCCAAUUACUGUGAAUUCGAGCACCAAACGAAGAUGGUUCUUUUGGUGAUGAUUGAUGCAAAUUACUAUAUAACUAUGGAUAUGGAUAUGAAUAUGGUGGGCUUAAUUCAUUAGGAUAUAUACUCGAUCGAACAAUAUAUAUUUUUUUUUUCUAUUUUUAAUGUGUGUAUUCUUAACAUUAUAUAGUAAAAACCCUUUUUUCUUUUAACUAUAAACAAAUGAUUAGUUGAUUGGGAGCUUUUCUUCAUAGCCAUAUUUUUGGUCUACAA
This is a messenger RNA of Humulus lupulus (European hop), 1060 nucleotides long. RefSeq lists its product as uncharacterized. The record is from RefSeq and is a predicted model, not a curated record. The transcript has 8 exons. Lineage: Eukaryota; Viridiplantae; Streptophyta; Magnoliopsida; Rosales; Cannabaceae. Bases 307 to 840 code for a protein of 177 amino acids.